UGUCAACUGAAGUCGCGCGUAGCACCAACUAACUGAUAGCUGAUAAAGCAAAUAGAGCGCGGAGCCCAUUUUUGUCUAAGCGAGCAGAGCCGUUUGUUUCUACUGUCGUGUCGUACUACUAAAAGAAAAUCAAAGAAAAAACAAAGGCGAACGGCAUUCAUUCUGUUGUACAGCUACUUUUGUAUAGUUACAAAGGUAACCGGUAGGUUACUUUUGAAUCGACAGUAGUGACGAAAGGGGGAAAUAGCUCAGUUGGUUAGAGUGCUGGUCUGUCACGCCAGAAGUCGCGGGUUCGAACCCCGUUUUCCCCGCCCGAUCCUCAAACUUCCUCCUGCCCGACCCAUUUGGUCUUCACUGGAAGCUGCUGAUCCCGGUGUAGCAUUCAAUACAAUUCUUCUUUCUUCGGUCUCCCCCCACCCCCUUCGUUUGUUUUGUUGUGGGUCGCGUCUCACCGCAGGCACUUAAUGAAUAAACGGAGAUCUUCCUUCCCCCCUUGAAAAUUACCAAGGACUUCGUUGCCACUAGUGGCGAAGAAAAAGUCUACCAUCCCACCCGGCCCGGGGGGGGGUGAAGGUUCCUCUCGGAGACUGCCAGUCUACAAGAAACUGGCAGAGCUUUAGCCAUUGGACCACAUCCAUCCUCCCACCUAAACAGUCACCCUUUUCUUCUUCUAAUUACGCUAGUGUAGACUAAUUCCUUCCUGCUAAUGAAGAUACUACUCCAGUCUUUCCAUUCAUUCCCAGUGGAUCCUUCUUAUCCCUUUUCAUUGAACGAACCAAGUUCACCUAUACGAGAGUGAGGAAGAAAUUUCCAACAAGAAACUUCCUCCCACUUUACUUUGCUUUGGAUGUCCCGUUUGACGAUUCUGCUGCUAGUUUUGAAAAAAAAAAAGAGAAGGACAGGGGUCGCUAGGUCAGAAAAGCUAUAACUAUCAAUUCAAAUUCAGAAAACAUCAAAUCUCCCCAAGUAGGAUUCGAACCUACGACCAGUCAGUUAACAGCCGACCGCUCUACCACUGAGCUACUGAGGAAGAACUCCCUAAAUUUAAUUAAGGAAGCCAACUCUCGCUCUUUGGACCAACCAACCUAUGACCGAAAAGAACAAAAGUUCGUCACUUUUUCUUUUUCACAUACACCGGGAGAAAGGGUGACGAUAGCAAUCCCCUUUGCCUCCCCGGCCGGAGAGCCUCCAGGACAGGACGAGGGGGGCGGCGGUCAACCAUCAACUCUCGAUAUGCAUAUUGAUCAAUCGAUCUCCGCGUCCUGCCAGUUCGCUAAGUAGACUCACUCUACCGAGGGGCAACAAAGGCUGGAACUCUUCCAGCCAAAAAAAGGCUUCUCAUCCUAGGAGUUUGCAAGUAUGAGAGAGUCCUCUCUCUGUCUGUCUCUCCGAGUUUAUACUACUAAGUUAAGUAGCACUUCAUAUUCUAUUAUAGAAUAGAUUCCGAUCAAGCAAGCAGGAAAAGGUGGUCCUUUCAUCUCUCUGCCUGCUCCAUGCUGUAUAGCCUAAGGAUCAUGAGCUGGUUUAAUGCUAGAAUACAUUAGAUCUGCCCAGUCAUUUCGGUAGAUGAGGUAGUGGGAGGUCGCGAAGUGAAGUAAGGGGGCGUGUUAAGUUGAGAAUUUCUAACAUUGUAGCAUUCUUUUCUAGGUUGGGCUUUGAGUUUCGAAGUUUCAAGAACUCUGAAUAUGAAAAUACACCAAAUCAAAUGACGUAUCGAGCGAGACCAUUCUCUUCCAUUGUGAAUGAUAGACCUUUUGUUUUCGACCAACAACAUCUACUCAUAUCCAGCUUCGUGUUAUUUUUGAACACAGCGAUCAGCAAGCGGGGGAGAGUCAAGUAAAGUACAACACAGGACUGACGGGGUGGGGCGCGCCAAAGCAACCCGGGACCCCGGAGGGGUCAGUACUCAAGCGCUGGCGCCUUCUUUUUUUUAAAGGUGAAAAACGCAAAAAAACUACAGCGCUAAUAGCAAGGGCUUUCGCCCUUGCUUGUUCUUUCGCGCCUUGCGCUUAAUCCCUUGCUUGUUCGCCCUCGGGCGCGCUAGCGCACUACGGCUUUGAUGCUGGACUUUGCUGGGUGGGGGAGAAGCAAGCCGAACCUCUGAUCGACCCGGACACAUCAAAAAAAGAAUUCUCGGCGUCGAGAGAAAGACGAGAUUCCUUAAGUAAUUCAGUGAGUGCUUUCUUUUUUUUGGCUUGGCUUGGAAGAAGAAAAUGAAAUACGAACAACCGCGCUGGUCGUAAUAGAUCGACUUGAAUGCUGGAGCAAGAAGACGCAUUCAAGUUCCAUUUCAGGGAAGGACGACGUACCAUGAUACUUUCUGUUUCGUCGAGCCCUGCUUUGGUCUCUGGUUUGAUGGUUGUACGUGCUAAAAAUCCGGUACAUUCCGUUUCGUUUCCCAUCCCAGUCUUUCGCGACACUGCUGGUUUACUUCUUUUGUUAGGUCUCGACUUCUCCGCUAUGAUCUUCCCAGUAGUUCAUAUAGGAGCUAUUGCCGUUUCAUUCCUAUUCGUGGUUAUGAUGUUCAAUAUUCAAAUAGCGGAGAUUCACGAAGAAGUAUUGCGCUAUUUACCAGUGAGUGGUAUUAUUGGACUGAUCCUUUGGUGGGAAAUGUUCUUUAUUUUAGAUAAUGAAACCAUUCCAUUACUACCAACCCACAGAAAGACGACCUCUCUGAGAUAUACGGUUCAUGCCGGAAAGGUACGAAGUUGGACUAAUUUGGAAACAUUGGGCAAUUUACUAUAUACCUACUAUUCCGUCUGGUUUUUGGUUCCUAGUCUGAUUUUAUUAGUAGCCAUGAUUGGGGCUAUAGUACUUACUAUGCAUAGGACUACAAAGGCGAAAAGACAGGAUGUAUUCCGACGAAAUGCGUUGGAUUCUAGGAGGACUAUAAUGAGGAGGACGACAGACCAAAUCGACAUGCAUUUGAGAACGACGGAAGACUUGUAAAAAAGAGAGGGGGACAUCCGGGCUGACCUGGGGCAUUGACGAGGACUCUCCUAUUUCCAUUUUUUUUUUAGUUGGAAAUGCUUUAAGCGCGCGAAAAUCCGGAUGUGAAAAGGCAAGGCGAAAGUCGACCCGGGCCAAACAAAGGACAAUCGCCUCUUCUUUCGGCAUUGCAAACAAGGAUGUCUUUCAAGGAUUCUUUCUUUAAAUAUCUCGAAAUGAGAAAUAUGAUAGAUAAUGUCCGAAAUUGCUGAUGUUAGUUCACCCCAGUAGCGUACGUCAUCGGAACCUCUAUAUUUAUGUUCCGGGGCUUGGCCGGCCCAUUCUUGUCCCGUAACCAUUCGGAGUGGAAGUAGGGGCGUAUGCCGAAAGGAAGAACUACGGCAAUCUAACAACUAUGCGGCCUCUAGUAGUUACCUAGAUUGCUGACUCUGACUAAAAUCAUCAGAGUACAAGGGCGGGCAUUGAUGGCUGUAAGUCGGAUGGCGUGCCCUGCUUACGAGUAGUGGAGUCCGAUACUGCAGCUGUCGCCACUCAUGAGUUCCCUUGCCGCGAGGGUAGGGUUCCAAGGUGGCAAGCCGACGAUAGCGACGGUGGCUCCAUACGGGCGCGGGGUCUGGGUGUGGGAAGAAGACAAAUUUCGGUCAAUUUUUUUCUGAUUUUAAUCGCCGUACGCUACGGGGUGAAGAGAGAGAGGGUCAGUACCUAGGCGAAAAUCGAUGGUAUGGGCGACCUUUCGGCAGCAAGGAAAAACGAUCCCUCUUUUCAGCCGGAUUCACCGAUAGGAACCUCUGCCGGGUACGUUCCGACAAAAAAAGAUUUCCACGCCUUUUUCUUCUGUCAACAACAAAGCAAACCAAGGAGGGAGGGAGCGAUAAUGGCUGGAGGGCUCCCCUCGUGGCGCCCCUUGACUAUAUUCCUUUAAGGAAUAGCAGGGACGGUUGGAUGACUUCGAGUACUGUUUAGUAGCGAUACCCUUUG
Dioscorea cayenensis subsp. rotundata (Guinea yam) is the source of this 3927-nucleotide messenger RNA. RefSeq names its product NADH-ubiquinone oxidoreductase chain 6. Gene Ontology annotation, molecular function: NADH dehydrogenase (ubiquinone) activity. NCBI's taxonomy places the organism in Eukaryota, Viridiplantae, Streptophyta, Magnoliopsida, Dioscoreales, Dioscoreaceae. The record is from RefSeq and is a predicted model, not a curated record.